Patella vulgata (common limpet) is the source of this 4098-nucleotide messenger RNA. RefSeq names its product E3 ubiquitin-protein ligase MIB2. The coding region runs from base 262 to 3216 and encodes 984 amino acids. The transcript has 19 exons. Gene Ontology annotation, molecular function: ubiquitin-protein transferase activity; NAD+ poly-ADP-ribosyltransferase activity; zinc ion binding. Gene Ontology annotation, cellular component: cytoplasm. Gene Ontology annotation, biological process: protein ubiquitination. The record is from RefSeq and is a predicted model, not a curated record. Lineage: Eukaryota; Metazoa; Mollusca; Gastropoda; Patellidae.
CCUGGUACAUGCGCAUUUCAUCACCUUAGAAAAGGCGACGUCGUGUUAAAAAGCCGACGUCGCUUUUUUUUCUCGAUAGCUUAACAUUGAAAACGGCAACGCGCGACGCGGGAAGUGGCCGAAAUAGAACACCAUAAAAUCUUCACAGCUCAGUUUCUUUGUAAACUGUGUUCAGUUCAUAUAAAUCUACAUCUCUGGCUGAACGAUUCAAUUAAAGGUAGAUAAGACAUUUCAAUACGAGUAUCUGAAUACAAGCAUGAGAUGUCGACAGUAGGAACUAGAGUUAUACGUGGUCCUGAUUGGGCUGGCAAAUCCGAAGACAGUGGCGCUGGCAGUCUUGGAACCGUUGUCGCUGCUUAUCUUUCUAAAGCCAAGGUGAAGGUCGUUUGGGAUGUAGGGAACCAAGGAAUAUAUAAAGCUGGAGCCGACGGGAAACAUGAACUGUACGUAUACGACAAUGCCCCUACAGGGGUUAUUCAAAAUGGAAUUACAUGUGAUUCGUGUCAAGAAAAUCCAAUAGUAGGAAUUCGAUGGAAAUGUCGACAGUGUCAUGAUUUCGAUCUGUGCACACCUUGCUACAUGAAACAGAGACAUUCCAGUGAUCACACGUUCCUUAGAUAUAUGACGGAAGUAUCCACAGUUACACCUGUAUCAAGCCAGGGUAGAAGUAAAAAGAUCCGGUUACAUGGUAUAUUACCAGGAUCUGACGUAACACGAGGAUUAGAUUGGGAAUGGGGCGAUGAUGAUGGGGGCAAUAAUAGCAGUGGUACUGUUGAGAAAUUGACCAAGUGGGGUUCCAAGUCAUAUAGAGGUGGUGUACUGAUUGAAUGGAGCAAUGGAAUUAGAAAAGACUGUAGAAUUGGUGGAGACGGACGUGUUGACCUAACACUGAUUGGAGAAUCUACAAAACAUCAUUGUUUUCCAGAGCACCUUCCGAUUUUAGAUAUAACUAGAUCGGCGGAAGAUGAAUUAAAAAUAGGUGAUAAAGUCAUUAUUAUGGAUGAUGCUGUAACUGUAGAAAAGGUGUUGAAAGAGUGGAAGGGUGCUUGGAAAGAAGCAAUCAGAAAAUAUAUUGGUGAGCAAGGUACUGUUAUAGAUUUAAAAGAAAAUCGUUUAGUUGUUAUCCAAUACCGAGAUCUACAAAAGUGGACAAUAUUUCGCCCUUUGCUUGUAAAGACACAUUCUUUAAAGGAAGGAGACUUGAUACGUAUUAUUGACAUAUCUGAUGGUAAAAUGGAAAAGCUUCAAGAGGGACAUGGGGGUUGGAUUUCUGAAAUGUCAGCGAUAAAGGGAAAACCAGCUAAAGUAGAAAGGAUAGAUAAAGACAGAGAUAUAAUAGUUAAGUUACUUGGUAACGGGAUGUACCUCAAUCCGGUCUGCUGUGAUCCUAUUGAUAUUGUGUCAUUGUCUGAAAGUGAGUUAAGUGUCAUCAAUGGAGAAGGCCCUGUUUCUACCAGUAGCAGCACAUCCAGCUCCAGUGGUUUUGUUUCCGGUUCAGACGAAAUUCAAGAAAACAUUCAAGAGGCGGUACUACAAAUACUUCAAAUGGGUAUUGGCUCGAAAGGGGACUUAGUAGCCGCUGCUGCCCAAGGAGAUCUACCCCUAGUCCAGAAAUUGGUGAAGCGUGACCCCUCAAAGGUUGAUAACAUGGUUAAAGAAAAAACAGCUCUUCAGAUGGCCUGCUAUAGAGGACACGAAAAGAUUGUUAAAUACUUGAUUUCAAACAACGCAUCGCCUGUACUUGCUGAUAGUGAUGGCGAUACUCCACUGCAUCUGGCUGUUUCUGGACAACAAUUUCGUGUCGUUAAAAUAUUGUGUGAGAAAGGUGUAAAUGUGAAUCAAGUUAAUAAGAAAAAACAGACUCCAUUCCAUUUAGCCAUUUGUCAUAAUAAUUAUGAAAUAGCUGAAUAUCUUGUCAAUAAAGAUUGUAAUGUUAAUACACAGGAUGAAGAUGGAGACACGCCAUUGCAUGAAAUAUUGGAUGACCCGGAUGAAUUGAAUGAUUCUAUGAUAAACAUGAUGUUAUCACGUGACUCAUUACGUUUAGAUAUAAAAAAUAGAGCCGGAUUUACUGCAAUACAUUGUGCCAUAUUGAAUGGCAUAAAGAAAAGGGUUUUUGAAAGACUAAUAAAGAAAGUGAAGAAAUUAGAAAGUUUAAAAACAUCUACUGGUAACUACACACCUUUACAUAUUGCUGCUGUUAAUGCUAAAAUGGAACUCGCUGCACCUAUGAUUAGAGAGGGACAUGCAGUAGAUGUGAAUGACGAUGAUGGUAGAACACCACUUCACCUAGCUGUAAUUAAAAAAUCAGAACCAAUGAUUGACCUUUUAUUAGCCAAUAAUGCCGAUAUAAACAGUAAGGAUAACAAUGGUGAUACACCAGCACAUUUAUCUGUAACAAAGGUUUCUAUUGAUCAGACUGUAGUAGCUAAAUUUACUAGAACUGUUGAUGAGAGUCUAGAUAUACCCUAUAUUUUGGUGAAUCAAGGUGCCAGAUUAGAUAUUAAAAAUAAAAGUGGUAAAACACCGCUAGAUUUAAUCCAGAAUGUGGAUCGUAGAGACGAACUGUACAGGAUUUGGUUGAAAUUAAGAAAAGAAGGUACUGGCACUGAUUUUGAUGCUCCGGCUUACUGGAAAUCAAUGAAGUCCAUUGAUCGUUAUAUUAGAGUAGAAUUAACUCCAGGUACCAAGGGUGCAUCAGAUGAACGAGAAAGAAUACUGAACCUGUUUAAUAAAACAUCUGGAAACAGACGUGUUAUAAAGUUAGAAAGGAUACAGAAUAUUGACAGAUGGGAGGCGUAUGCUGUAAAAAAGAAAUCUUUAGAGAGGUCAUAUGGUAUAGGUUUAGCCAACGAACGUCACAUGUUCCAUGGAACAAAACCAGAAAUAGUAAAAUCCAUCAUUUCACAGGGGCUGGAUUCUCGACUCGUCCAGAAUGGUUUAUAUGGAGACGGCGCAUAUUUUGCUUUGGAGUCGAAAUUAUCCGAUGGUUACACCGAAGAGGAUGACGACGGCAAUCGUUAUAUAUUUGUCGCCAAGGUGCUGGUUGGUAAAUCUUGCCUGGGUAAAAAGGGAAUGAAGAGACCAUCGCCCAUGGAUGAGAAAAAGCAGGAUACCUUUCAUGACUCAGCAGUAGAUAACAAUGACGAACCGAGGAUAUUUGUUUUAUUUGAUAAUAGUCAGAUUUAUGUCGAGUAUCUUAUUACAUAUCGAUAAUUUAAAGAUUUAAUUGGGUCAGAUUUAUGAAUCCGAUAUAAUUCAUAAUCUAAAGGUUUGAUUCAGUCAGAUUUAUGACGAGUAUCUCAUUACACUAUAUAAGCUAACGGUUUCGUUCACUCAGAUUUUUAUGUAGAGUAUGUUAUCACAUAUCAAUAAUCUAAAGGUUUGAGUCAGAAAACCUUUAAAUUCAAUUGUGACGUGACUUACGGACAUAAUCUAGUGUCAAGAUUUCAAUUAUUGAUGGGAUAAACUUAAUUUUCGCAAAGGAAAACUAAUAAAUCCUGUAUAAUUUUAAAAAAUUGUAAUAUCUAAAAUCCACCAGAGAAGCACGAGUAUAGUUUUAAUAAUUGUAAAUUAGACAAACAAUUAUAUAACCAUAUUCCUGAUAGAUCAAAUCAAACGAAACGCUGUAAGGAGCAGGCUUUAUACUCCCUUUUGCGCAAAAGAUAUUGUUUCGGAUUUAAACGUUGGCCAUAUCAACAAAAAUGCGUAAUAACAUACAACAGUGUGGAAUUAUGACGGAUAUAGCGUACCAUAAUUACUUUCUAAGGCCCAUUCAAUAAGUAAGCUUAUUGAACAGUAGAAGGUAGAAUUGUUGACGGAUUCGAAAAUUAUGAGACCAGUUUUAUUGGUGUUAUUGUCCCUUUAAGUGCUUUCGGUAUGCUUUCGGUAUGCUUGUCUUGUUAUAUGUUAAGUGAUUUCAGUAUAUUAUGCUUGUUUUGUUAUUUAUUACAUAGCUGCCGUGUUAAACGAAUCUUAAUAUGAUAAUAUUUCAAAUGUAUAAUGGAUGUUGAAAAGCUAGUCAAAGGCGGCGAUAUCAGCCGGAGGCAAAAUGUUAUGGUAACAUGAUUGUUUUUAAUAAAUUUAUUUCAAAAAUAA